AUGAGAUUUACAUUCGCAGUCGGCCUGUUGGCUCUACCACUAGCACUAGCUGAGUCGUUCAAGUCCGUGGUCGUCACUUUCCCCAAGGGAACGCCUGAUUCAGUGGUUAUUCAGGCCAAAGAGUCGCUAGUGGCUUCAGGUGGCGUCAUCACACAUGAAUACCAUCUAAUCAAUGGCUUCGCCGCCGAUGCUCCUGUGAGCGCUCUCAAUACACUCUCCACGCAGGACGUCAAAUACAGUCCCACUAUCGAGGAAGAUAAGAUUGUGAAUGCGUACGGCGAUUAUGAAGCGGCCAUCUAG
This is a messenger RNA of Penicillium bovifimosum, 300 nucleotides long. RefSeq lists its product as uncharacterized. The transcript is spliced from 4 exons. The record is from RefSeq and is a predicted model, not a curated record. The coding region runs from base 1 to 300 and encodes 99 amino acids. Gene Ontology annotation, biological process: vacuole fusion, non-autophagic. Lineage: Eukaryota; Fungi; Ascomycota; Eurotiomycetes; Eurotiales; Aspergillaceae. Gene Ontology annotation, molecular function: endopeptidase inhibitor activity.